Messenger RNA from Taeniopygia guttata (zebra finch), 3254 nucleotides. It is a transcript of the gene TCTE1, whose product is annotated as t-complex-associated-testis-expressed 1. NCBI's taxonomy places the organism in Eukaryota, Metazoa, Chordata, Aves, Passeriformes, Estrildidae. The record is from RefSeq and is a predicted model, not a curated record. Gene Ontology annotation, molecular function: protein binding.
UUUGUUUGUUUUGGUCUCUCUGGGAUUUGUUGUGAAUGAAAAGAGCAAAAAUCUUUUCUUUCCAGAUCAAGGCAGGUUUAGCUGAAUAAUGUUUGUAAGGCAUGUUAGUGGCAGCAUAAUUUGGUUGUGUGAGUAGAUUUCUGUCAGUUCCUCCUGGGGAAGGGAAGUGUGAUUUCCUUUACUUUUUUUAAGAAGUUCAAGCAUUAUUUACUUUUCAGUCUAAUCUGGGUGUUAAAUGACAAAAAGAGAGAAUUUACUACAUGUCUCUGUUCAUUCUAUAUUGUCUAAUAAAACCUUUUUAGGAUAGGUGACUGAUGUUUAUGCAGAGUGGGUGGGAAGGAGUGUGCAUUAACAGUGUUGACUUGGUUUAUUGAUAGUGAAUUCCAGCGCUACCCCUGUGUUUAAAUACAUGCUUAGCAAACCCAGCUCUGGAAAGUGGCUUAGAGUCUCAGCUCUGGCUGGGUGAGACUCCCACAGCUGAGGCAGAGGGGGUGAGCAGUGAAGGAGGCCCUUCCCUGGUAGUAAGGGCACCUGACAGUUGUGCUCACCUCACUGGUGUGCUGGGAAUGGAUGUAUUGGGAGCAGUGAUUCAGGGUCAGACCUGGCACCACAGGCAUGGGGUUCAUUUGGAUGCUUUGCAGCCUUGCUCCUGUUUGCUUCCCAGUGAAUGAUAAGAGGGCAUGGUGGAGUCAGCUGAGCUGACUUGCUCUGGGGCUCAGAUCAAGGGAAAGCAUCUUAGCAGCCUGGGCAGCUCUGACUCUGGGCAACUGUGAUUCUGGGCAGCUGUGUCUCCUGCCCAGACCCUUGGAGCCCAUUUGACAGCCCUGCAUGUGCUGUGGGUUACCCACCCUCUGAAAAUCAACCUGCCAUCGGUAAACAAGCAAUCCCAUCAUCUGCUGGAACAGACAGGAAAUAAUACUAGGCCACCAAUGCUGCAUGGCUCUCCCCAACAGCUGGCUUUUAAUGAUUGUUUCCAAAAGGUCAGGAAAGCCAUCAGAAGCUCCAAUCAGCUGUGAUUGGCCUGGGGAACAAAAUGAUACAGAUGCUUUUUGAAUAGGACAAAGGACUGAGCAAGGAGAAAACAAUUUUCCCAGUCACUUCUAUUAAUGCCACCUCACUGCCUUCUAGCUGUAUUUUGCCUUUCCAUGGAAGUCCAUUGAGCACCAGGAGUUGGGUCUCAGAUGGGUUAGUGUUCUGUGGAGAAUCAGGUCUCUUCUUUUCCCCUUGAAAGGUGGUCCAUCAUCAUAGCACCUUCCUUAGGCACAAGGACCUUUGCAGGGAAAGGAUUCCCAGCAUUCUCACAGCUGCCUAACACUCAUUCCUUCUCUUUCCACUUCCACCCUUCAUCAGAUCAGGCUCCCUUUUUUAUCAGCCUUUACCUUUGUCAUCUGUACACUACUGCCUCCCAAGAAAUCAGCUUCCCUGUUCUUGGCACCCUUCAUCCUCCUGCUUUGGGCCAGAGAAUGCCCUGCCACUGCCAUCCCCACCCUUUCCCGACUAUCCCUCUCAGGCCUGCCUCAAGUGCAUUUGAAAAAGCUUUUGCUGACAUAUUUGCAGCAUUAAUCAUUUGCUGCUCUCUUCUAGACCUCAGCAUUUCACAGAUCUCCUCUCUUCCUUCUUUUGCAAGGCCCUUCCUUGUAUGCCUUUUGGAGGGGGAAGGAGAAGAGGGAGUAAAGCUAGCAAAGUCAACUCCAAAGCUUUCAGGGAGAAGGAAGUGCUGGCAGAAGCAGCAUGAGCUGGGAAGGCAGAGGUAACCACGUAGUGGUGAUUGUCAAGGAAGUUUCCCCUUGCUUCUCCUGAAGGAGAAGUAGGUCCUGAGCAAGGAUGCAGCAGCCAGAAGCUGGUGACGAGAGCAGAGCCAUUCCCUCACUGUGUCCACCUCAGGCCAACCUCACUGAUGGCUCAUUCUACACACGCCGCUGCAUCACUGAGGAUCUCAGUUGGUCCCUGGUCACUGUCCCCCACCUCACUGAGCUCUGCCUCCAGCAUAUUGCUCACAAUUUUGAAAAGAACCCUAUUUUGAACUAUCUUCUGCCUGAGCACCAAAAGAAGGUGGUGGACAGGCUCUCCACCAGCCUUCCACUCACCGUGACUGCCAACAUUGUAAGCCAUGAGGAGUACUGGAAGAGGUGCUGUAUGGAGCGCUGGCAAGUGUGUGACGUCUCCAACUAUGGAGACAGCUGGAAACGGAUGUUCUUUGAACGUCACCUGGAGAACAUUCUGAAGUUUUAUAUCCCUAACAUCACAGACCCCAAGCAGGUGCUAGAGCUCAUCCCGCUCUGCAAAAGCUACGUGCGGAAACUGGAGAUCAAUCAGUUCCUGCCACCUUUGUGGGUGGGUCAAAAGGAGGAGGGCAAUGACCUCUCUGACACAGAGGAUGAUGCUGAAAUUGGUGAGGUCUACACGCAUCAUUACAACCUGAAAGAUGUCAUUACUGCCCUCCCUCACCUUGAAGAACUUCAUCUCAUUUAUGGUGUGAAGAGCUGUGGCAUGAACUUUGAGUGGAGCCUCUUUAACUUCACUGAGCUGGACUGCUCCAACUUGGCUGCUGCUGUGAAGAUGUGCCGUAACUUGAAAGUUUUCAAGCUGACACAAAGCAAAGUGGAUGAUGACAAGAUCAAGCUCCUGGCCCGUAACUUGCAGCAUCACCCUUGCUUGUUGGAGCUGGACUUGUCCCACAAUCUCAUCAGGGACCACGGGGCACAAGCUCUUGGCAAGCUGAUCAGCCACAGCAGAUUAGAAACCCUUAAUCUGUGUAACAACCAGAUCUGUCACCUGGGGGCUCAGGCUCUUGCUCAAGGCCUGGCUGAGAGCUCCACUCUGACCUCCCUGAAUCUGCGCCUCAACUUUGUGGAGGACAAAGGUGGGGAGGCCAUUGGCCAUGCCCUGCUGACCAACGCCAGCCUGAAGUCCCUCCACCUGGGAAGCAAUAACCUGUCAGAGCCAACGGCAGCAGUGUUCUCCCAGGUCCUGGCUCAGAACACCACUCUGACGAGCAUCAGCUUCUCAUGCAACCACCUGGGACUGGAGGGUGGGAAGCAGCUGCUUAAAGGGCUGGCAAACAACAAGACUUUGACCAAGCUUGAUCUCCGCCAUGCAGAGGUGGACCAGGAGACCGAUUUCCUCAUUCACGAAAUCGUGUGGGCCAAUCAGGAAGUGGUGAGGCUGAGAUCUCUGCAGCACCCCACCACUGAACCCCUCUGAAUAAAGUGCUCCAGGGAGAGCUUUGGGUGUGCAGUCUUGGAAACACUUUA